Anolis sagrei ordinatus is the source of this 2076-nucleotide messenger RNA. RefSeq names its product CRK proto-oncogene, adaptor protein (gene CRK). Gene Ontology annotation, molecular function: signaling adaptor activity; receptor tyrosine kinase binding. NCBI's taxonomy places the organism in Eukaryota, Metazoa, Chordata, Lepidosauria, Squamata, Anolidae. Gene Ontology annotation, biological process: signal transduction; cell migration. The record is from RefSeq and is a predicted model, not a curated record.
UUCCGGGCGGCGAGGCGCGGCGGCCGCCAUCUUGGGCGGCUGAGGCGAAGCGCGGAGGCGAGGGGCCUGCCGUGUUCCCGCCCGCGUCCGGCCAUGGCGGGGCAGUUCGACGCGGAGGACCAGGGCGGGUGGUACUGGGGGCGGCUGAGCCGGGCGGAGGCGGUAGCGCUGCUCCAGGGACAGCGCCACGGCACCUUCCUCGUCCGCGACUCCGGCACCAUCCCGGGCGACUUCGUCCUCUCCGUCUCCGAGAGCUCCCGCGUCUCCCACUACAUCGUCAACAGCCAAGCCGGAGGGGGCGGGCCUCCGGGCCUGAACCCUUCCCGAUUCCGGAUUGGGGACCAGGAGUUUGACUCCCUGCCGUCUCUGCUGGAGUUCUACAAGAUCCACUACCUGGACACUACCACCCUGAUCGAGCCGGUCUCCAAGGCCAAGCACCGCGGGAGCGGAGACCUGCAGCAGCCGAGAGCCGAGGAGGAAGCGGAGUUCGUUCGCGCCCUCUUUGACUUUCAGGGCAACGACGAGGAAGACCUGCCCUUCAAGAAGGGGGACAUCCUGCGGAUCCGGGAGAAGCCCGAGGAGCAGUGGUGGAAUGCGGAGGACGGCGAGGGCCGGCGAGGCAUGAUCCCGGUGCCCUAUGUGGAGAAGUGCCGCCCGGCCCCUCACCCCAUCGUAGGUGGGGCCCCGGAGGGCGGCUCGGCCCCACAGAUGCAGCCGCCAUUGCCCCCUCUGGGAGGGAUGGAGCCCGGUCCGUACGCCCAGCCCAGCGUCGUCAACACCCCGCUCCCCAACCUCCAGAACGGCCCCAUUUUCGCCCGGGUGAUCCAGAAGCGGGUCCCCAACGCCUAUGACAAGACAGCCCUGGCUUUGGAGGUGGGGGAGCUGGUCAAGGUGACCAAGAUCAACAUGAGCGGCCAGUGGGAAGGCGAGUGCGGGGCCCGGCGGGGCCACUUCCCCUUCACACACGUCCGGCUCCUCGACCAGCAGAACCCCGAGGAGGACUUCAGUUGAGCUUGGUCCAAGCCGGGCUCCAUUGAGCCUCCUCCUCCUCCUCCGUUUCGGACGGGCAACACACCCUGCGACGGACGCCAUCAAGGAGAGAGAGACUGUCAGAAGACGCAGGCCUCGUUCCCGCAAUAACCCCAAUCUUGGUGGGCCUGGGACCCCGCAAUUCAAGGAGGGUACGACGGAGGGGAGGGGAGCCCCGCCGGCCGCUGCCCAGUCCCCCGCUUUUGAGUCUGGCUCUGCCUUGUCCCUUCCGGGCCAUGACUCCUUGUAGAGCGAGUCAACGGCGGGCUUCCCUUGGGCGGAACCACGACCCUUUGAAUGUGCCGAGGCCAAAUGCAGAAAAGAGGGGGGCCCUGACCGACCCACCGACCUUCGCCUCCGGAACAAGAAUGAUAGCAAGUAGCCGCAUUACCUUCAGAGAUAUAGCUCUUAAUACCUAUAACAUAUGAGUGGGACUCUGGGCCUCCCUCCGUAGACCGAUCUCCGUUGCCUUUCUGUCCCUUUUAGCAGGAAGGGGGUUAUGGGCCCGGCUUGGAACCCAUUACACUCCAGAGCUUCUAACCCUCUCCUUCGGUACUCCCCUCAGCAAUGGGAGUACGGCUUUCGUAUAUCCACCUCUGACAAAAUAUAAUCCUCUCUGGGCCUUGUCUUGGUCCUUGUAGCACGUCUCUAUGGGACUCUUGAUGUCAGUUUGGGUUCACAAUGUAUCCGAAUCCCCCCCCUCCCGUGGAAAUGUGGUCCCGCUUCCCCCUCCCUGCUAUUUGGGACAGACCUCUUUCCAUCUGUAACGCCUUCAAGAAAUGGAUUCGGAAAGAUCUUAUUUUUUAAUAAACUAAUAAUGGAAAGACUCCAAAUGCUUCCGGGCUGGUUUUGAGGCAUUCGAGGAUCAGCAAGGAUUGAACAUUUUGAUACCUUCCGUUGUUAUUGUUUGUAUCCUGCUUUGAUCUCCCCCAAAAAGAGACCAAAGCAGCUCCAAAUAAAGCCAGUUCCAAAACCUAAAAGUAUACACACAUGAAAACAGCAUUAAAUAUUAACAAUAUUAAAAAAUAAACAUUAUUAUUACUAUUA